AUGGAGAUCUCAGCUCUGCUCAUUGGCCUGAUUCUGUCUCUGAGUUUGUGUGAGCUGAACUCAGCUACCUUGAAACAAAGGGCUGGGCUUACAGAGGAUAGGACUGGUGCUGGGGUCAGCACUGAGGUCUCUUCUGUGAAAUGUAAGCUUCAGGGUACUGCUCGUCUGCCUGCAUUCUCAAUGGAUGGAGACUUUGUUAUUGGGGGAGUUUUCUCUAUACACCACUACAAACAAACAGCGGAGAAUAACUACACCACCAUGCCUGCACCACUGAAGUGCACAGGGAGAAUCGACCACCGUGAACUGCGCUUUUCACGUGCAAUGAUCUUUGCCAUCGAGGAGAUUAACAACAGGUCAGAGCUGCUGCCAGGCAUUAAACUUGGUUAUCAGAUCCACGACUCGUGCACUGCAGUGCCCGAGGCGGUGCAAGCGGCAUUCCAGCUAUUAAAUGGUCUCGACCCGGAGUUUUACACAGGUGAAAGUUGCUCACGGUCAGGUAUGGUGAUGGCUAUCAUCGGUGAGUCCAGCUCCACUCCAUCCAUCAGCAUGUCACGCUUCAUCGGGGCCUUUGACAUUCCUCAACAGCAGUUCCCGAGUUUCUUCAGAACAAUCCCGAGUGAUCAGUUCCAGGCUGAAGCAUUGGCCAAGCUGGUAAAACACUUUGGCUGGACUUGGAUAGGUGCUGUCCGCUCGGAUUCAGACUAUGGCAAUAACGGCAUGGCGACUUUCCUGCAAGCAGCCCAGAAGGAGGGGAUCUGUGUGGAAUACUCUGAAUCUUUCUAUCGGACCCACCCACGCAGCAGGAUCCAGAGAGUAGCAGACGUCAUCCGCAGGUCAACAGCAGUGGUUAUUGUGGCAUUUACAGCAUCUACAGAACUGAGGAUUCUGCUGGAGGAGCUGUCAAUGGAGCCCUCCCCUCCUCGUCAGUGGGUAGGCAGUGAGGCCUGGGUAACCAACCAAGACAUGCUGAGGUUCAGCUUCUGUGCUGGAGCCAUUGGAUUUGGGAUUCAGCGAUCUGUCAUUCCAGGUGUUCUCACUCAUCUGAAGAAAGUAAAUUUUUCCCAAAAUGGUUAUGACGUGUCAUUUGAUGCCAAUGGGGAUCCUGUGGCCACAUAUGAGCUGGUAAACUGGCAAAAGAGUGAAAGUGGCAGCCCUGAGAUGGUGACAGUAGGUUUCUAUGAUGCAUCACUGUCGGCAGGCCAGGAGUUCAGUAUCAACAGGGACCUCAUCUGGGUGGAGGGCAGCACACAAGUCCCUGUGUCAGUGUGCAGUGACAGCUGUCGUCCAGGAACCCGUAAAGUGCUGCAGAAAGGAAAACCCAUCUGCUGUUAUGAUUGUAUACUGUGUCCUGAGGGAGAGAUUAGCAAUGCUACAGAUUCUCCCGAUUGUUUCCCUUGCCCCAAAGAGUUCUGGCCUAACGAAGAGAGAGACACUUGUCUCCCCAAGUCUGUAGAGUUUCUUUCCUUUGACGAGGUCCUCGGAAUCAUCCUGGCUGCAUUCUCAGUUGCUGGUGCCUGUCUUGCCAUUAUAACAGCGGCUGUGUUCUUUCAUCACAGGACAUCCCCUAUUGUCAGGGCCAACAACUCUGAGCUGAGCUUCCUGCUGCUCUUCUCCCUGACUCUCUGUUUCUUAUGUUCAUUGACAUUCAUUGGAGCACCCACUGAGUGGUCCUGCAUGCUGCGCCACACAGCAUUUGGGAUCACCUUCGUCCUCUGCAUCUCUUGUGUUCUUGGGAAAACAAUAGUUGUGUUGAUGGCCUUCAAAGCUACACUCCCAGGUAGUAACGUCAUGAAAUGGUUUGGUCCUCCACAGCAAAGAAUGACUGUGGUGUCUUUUACAUUUGUUCAAGUUUUAAUAUGUACCAUUUGGUUGGUCCUUAGUCCCCCUUUUCCAAUGAAUAAUCUAACCACAUACAAAGAGAGGAUCAUCCUGGAGUGUGCAUUGGGCUCAGAUAUUGGGUUCUGGGCUGUGCUCGGGUACAUCGGCCUGCUGGCUGCCUUUUGCUUAGUGUUAGCUGUCUUAGCACGGAAACUACCUGAUAAUUUUAAUGAAGCCAAGCUUAUCACCUUCAGCAUGUUGAUAUUCUGUGCAGUGUGGAUCACCUUUAUCCCAGCGUAUGUCAGCUCUCCUGGGAAAUUUACUGUGGCUGUGGAGAUAUUUGCCAUCCUGGCCUCCAGUUUUGGAUUGAUUCUGUGUAUAUUUGCUCCAAAGUGUUUCAUCAUAUUGUUUAGACCAGAGAAAAACACAAAGAAACAUUUAAUGAACAAAAAUUAA
Molecule: messenger RNA, 2274 nt
Organism: Scatophagus argus
Lineage: Eukaryota; Metazoa; Chordata; Actinopteri; Scatophagidae
Product: extracellular calcium-sensing receptor-like
Exons: 7
Coding region: 1-2274 (757 amino acids)
Biological process (GO): G protein-coupled receptor signaling pathway
Cellular component (GO): membrane
Molecular function (GO): G protein-coupled receptor activity
Source: RefSeq, a predicted model, not a curated record